This is a messenger RNA of Cylas formicarius (sweet potato weevil), 2117 nucleotides long. Its product is annotated as maltase 2-like. Bases 140 to 1987 code for a protein of 615 amino acids. NCBI's taxonomy places the organism in Eukaryota, Metazoa, Arthropoda, Insecta, Coleoptera, Brentidae. The record is from RefSeq and is a predicted model, not a curated record. Gene Ontology annotation, biological process: carbohydrate metabolic process. The transcript has 10 exons.
AUUUGAUCGUAAUUUCAUUGAAACGAGUCCUGCAGAUACGAUCGACUCGCAAACAUACCGAUUAUUAUAUAUAAUUGAGAUUUAUCAGCACGUCAAAUUUAUGUAGAAUUCGUUUAUUCCGUUGUAGGCGUCUCGGAAGAUGGCAUCCAAAUUAAUUUUUUUAGUUUUGCUAACCUGGACGGUUUUGGUCAAUGCCGAAAUUUCAAAGAGGUACUUAAUCAAAUCGUCGACGGAUGAUGGCGCAUCAAAUGAUGACGAGUGGUGGAAAACUGCAGUUUUUUACCAAAUAUAUCCGAGAUCCUUUAUGGACAGCAACAAGGAUGGAAACGGAGAUAUUCAAGGGAUAAUUCAAAGGUUCAACCACUUGAAAGAUAUGGGUGUGUCAGCAGCUUGGCUAUCCCCCAUAUUUAGGUCCCCUCAAGUAGACCAAGGUUAUGAUAUAUCUGAUUAUAGGGACAUCGACCCCAUAUUCGGUACCAUAUCGGAUUUAAAAGAGUUGAUAAAAGCUGCUCACGACGCAGGAAUAAAAAUCAUCCUCGACUUCGUACCCAAUCACACCAGUAGCGAACAUGAUUGGUUCAUAAAAUCGAUCGAGAAUGAUGAAGAAUACAAGGAUUUUUACAUAUGGAGGGAUGCAAAAAUUGUCGAUCAUACCAGAUACCCUCCCAACAAUUGGGUCAGUCUUUUUAAAGGGUCUGCGUGGACUUGGAACGAGCUUAGGCAACAGUAUUACCUGCACCAGUUUUCCGCUGCCCAGCCAGAUCUUAACUAUCGCAAUCCAAAAGUAGUUGCGGCUAUGAAGGAAAUAUUGCUCUUCUGGCUGGAUUUUGGAGCCGAUGGGUUCAGAAUGGACGCCGUACCGUAUUUAUUUGAGGAUGAUUCCUUCAGUGAUGAACCCCUUUCAGGAGUAUCUGGUUACGUUGCGACUGACUAUGAGUACCUGAAACAUCCUUACACCAAAAACCUAGACGAAACCUACGACAUGAUCUACCAGUGGCGACGGGUCUUGGACGAUUUUAACGUCGGCCAAAAUUACUCGAGGAUAAUGAUGACCGAAGCUUACACCGAAACGCAAGAAGACGCAUUCAAAUAUUACGGCUCCAUAAACGGGACUACGAUGGGGGCGCAUUUUACAUUCAACUUCAACCUGAUAUCGGAUCUGAAAGCUGGAUUUACAGCUGAUGAUUUGAUCCAGGCGAUAGACAAAUGGCUAAGCUUUAUUCCCGAGCAGUAUUCUAGUAACUGGGUCCUUGGAAAUCACGAUAACAGUAGAGUAGCUACGAGACUGGGGGUUCAAAAUGUCGACGCCUUUAACAUGUUGGCCGCAUUUUUGCCUGGGAUACAGGUCACUUAUAACGGGGAAGAAAUUGGCAUGGAAGACGGAGAAGUGUCGUGCCAGCAAGGUUACGAUCCGCAGGCGACUAAAAACUGUACGACAUUUUCGGAAAUUUCGAGGGACUUUGAACGCACCCCUUUUCAAUGGGACACCAGCUCCAACGCGGGAUUCAGCGAAGCUGAAUCGACCUGGUUGCCGGUCAGCGAGAAGUACCUCACAAAUAAUCUUGCAGCACAAAACGUCACUGAUUUAAAAAGCCAUUACAAUCUUUACAAGUCGCUGAUUCGAUUCAGAGAAAAUUUCAAGAACGUUUCAUCUGAUGCGUUAUCACUGUUAACGCUAUCGGACAACGUCAUCCAGAUCGUUAGACGUACUGAUGACAACGUCUAUAGUUACGUGUUCAACGCCGGUAACUCUGUUGAGGAAGUACAGAUUUGGAAGACAGCUGGAAUGUAUAAGGUCGCCCUGGCAUCUACUAACAGCAGUUUUGCCAUAGACGAUGAUUGUGCAGAUAAAGCAGAACUUGGACCCCAUGACUGCGUAAUUCUUAAGUUAGAAACCUCCAUGGAAUCCAACACGGAGACUGUCGCUCCAUCUUUGGCAUUUCUGGGAUUUGCAGUUACUUUAACACUAGUUGUAUCCGUCGUAUAGGUGUAAUUAUUUAGCGUUAUCGUUAUAAAUAAAUAGCUACCAAAAACAUUAACGCGUUGCGCUAUAGAAACAAGACGGUCGAAAACCAAUUACCCCAUUCGCUGUUCUACCUUAUCCUCGUCUAUUAUCU